AUCAAUGCCAUUGAACCCAGUGCACAUCUGCUCCAGAUGUGUCUCUGCUGCCCUUUGCGAGGGAACGUCCCCUGUCACCUGUUGUGGUUUGCAAACCACGCUUCCACAGCUACGCAGCAUCUGCUUCUUCUUUCCGGUGGCUGGAAAGCCCCAUCCAGGCAUGUCUCAGUGACAUCCGCGAGACGGUCACACUUCAAUGUCACAUUUUGCCUGUGACUGCUGGCGACAAGGGCAGUGCAUGGACAAGAGGCAGAGGAGAAAGAGGAAGGACCCGGUGGACAUCCUGCUGCGGUAACGUGUAGCACAGCCAGACCUGCCGGCGGCACUCGGGGACACAGCUUUCGCAGAGGACGCCCCGCAGAUAUGGCACAGCUUGUGACUUCACCUGGCUUCGCUGCCCUCGGUGUCACCCUCCUGCUCAGCUUGGCCACCCAGCUGUCCCUGGCGCAAAGUAAGGGGCGGGCAUUGUGGCACCUGACCCCCCGUGAAGAAGCCGAGUGCCCCAACGCCUCGGUGGAAGCCUUCCUCAACAGCACCACAACCACCGUCCUCCUCCCCACUCUCUACUCCGUGGUGCUGCUCGUGGGGCUGCCAGCCAAUGUGCUGGCCUGCUGGGUCCUGGCCAUCAACUUCUGGAGGUGCUCGAGCAGCCUCUUCUUGCUCAACCUGGCCGCUGCCGACCUCCUCUUCAUCCUCCUGCUGCCCUUCAAGAUCUCCUACCACCUCCUGGGCAACAACUGGCUCUUUGGGGACUACCUCUGCCGCACCAUGGUGGCCCUUUUCUAUGGGAACAUGUACACCUCCAUCCUCUUCCUCACCUGCAUCGGUGUGGAGCGCUACGUUUCUGUGGCCCACCCAUUCCUGUGGAAGGGCUCCACGGGGAUGUGGGGCAGGGCGGGUGUCUGCGUGGCCAUCUGGCUGCUGGUGGGGCUGGGAGUGAGCCCGCUGCUGCUCUACCCACAGACAAAGAACAUCUCGAGGCUGAACAUCACGACGUGCCACGAUGUUCAAGGAAGGGACAAUUUCUUCCAGCACUAUUUCCUCUGCCUGGUGGGGCUGGGCUUUGGCGUGCCCUUCGUGCUCAUGAUCAUUUCCCACGGCUGCAUCCUGGCCCGGCUGCUGGCCAAGCAGGAAAGCUACAGGCACGUGGUGUGCGUCCUGGCCGUGGUCCUGCUGGCCUUCCUCCUCUGCUUCACCCCCAGCAACGUGCUGCUCUUCAUGCACUACCUGCAGCAGGGCACGGGCUGCAAUAACAUCACCUACAGAUGGUACGCCCUAGCCCUGGCCUUCAGUGCCUUUAACAACUGCUUUGAUCCCUUCCUCUACUUCUAUGUCUCCAAGGAUUUUCGAGGCUGGAUCCGGGACGCUGGCUGCUGCCUCUGGGGACUGGGGACAAAGGGGGAAUGGAAGAAGGCAGCCUUGCCCCUGCGGUCCAGCGAGGAGAGCCAGCUGUAGGUAGGGCUAGGGACACUGUGCCAUGUUCUGCAUGUGGAGAGGACCCUUCUGCAGCUCCAGGCCAGGGUUCCCCCCAGCUGACCCUAUGCCGCUGGGAACAGCCCCACAGGGGACAGAACCCU
Messenger RNA from Numida meleagris (helmeted guineafowl), 1577 nucleotides. RefSeq names its product proteinase-activated receptor 3-like. Gene Ontology annotation, biological process: positive regulation of Rho protein signal transduction; phospholipase C-activating G protein-coupled receptor signaling pathway; blood coagulation. The transcript is spliced from 2 exons. Gene Ontology annotation, molecular function: thrombin-activated receptor activity. Bases 364 to 1455 code for a protein of 363 amino acids. The record is from RefSeq and is a predicted model, not a curated record. Lineage: Eukaryota; Metazoa; Chordata; Aves; Galliformes; Numididae. Gene Ontology annotation, cellular component: membrane.